AUGUCACCCCGCCGCAGGUCCUGUUCCACCACGGGUUCCGCCCAUUCGUCCGCAGAUGAGUCUGACUCAGGGGCGGCCCACCCCCAGGAGAUGGAGGUUGAGGGCACACAGGGAGGGGAGGAGGUCUUGAGGGACCCCUCCGUCGACCUUCUUCUAGGUCAAUACACCUUGAAGUUCCGAGACACAGUCGAGGAUCUUCCUGGCGAUCUUGAGGUAUUGACCACCUCCAUUGCGAAGGCCACAGACUGGGUUCUGCGGGCCACGCACCACAAUCCGCUCACCAUCGAUGGGGGCGAUGCCUUCGUGGCCCAGAUGACAUCCUUCGUGAACGCCGUCAUGGCCACCAAUUUUAGUCGUAUUCGCAGACCAGGCGAACUCGACAACUUCUCGCUCGCCUCUCUUCUCGAGGCUGAGACGUCUUCCAAGGAUGAGCCGACCAUCCACCCGGCUCCCGUAUUCAGGCCUCCUCCUCCUGCUGCCCGUGGGCCACUUGAUGAGGGUGUUGCUGGCGUAGGGGCUCCUCCCGACAUCCUCAUGCAGGCAUUGGACGACCUUGGUCGCCCGGCCUCCCUGCCUCGCAUCCCCGCUUCCAAGAAGCGUAAGGGUGUCAAUCAUCCGGUCCCACCUCCUCCUCAGAAGAAGAGCAAGGUGGCCUACUCUCGCCCUGGUCCACCUCUGCCGAUCAAUCGCGCUACCAAACCCAAGCCCUGUCCAACGACGUGGGCAGGGAUCGCACGACAGGCCGCUCCGAUGCCUCCCCCGCCUCUUGGCUUGGGACCGCAGCGUCGCGGGCCUUCUCCUCCUCCUCCCCCCGCAUUCCCAACGGGCCCGAAGAAGGCGUCUCCCCAUCAGUCCAUUCCUUCUUUCACUUCCAAGGGCCCCACCCGGAAGCAAGUUCUCGUGUCAUUCAGGGGUACCCCUCCUGAUCUCACAAAGUUCUUCACCGAGUCAGCUGUUCGUGCAGCCAACAGAUAUCUCAGGGAUGGGCAAUCUAUGCUAAAGGUCACCUCCAUCGUCCGAGCCUAUGACAGUUUGUCAUUGGUCACCCCCGCUGUUGCCAGCCCGUCCGACUUGGACAUUCUGCGCAACUUCACCCGCAAAAGCCUCCCAACGGGUACUCCGUUCGAGGUUGCCCUCCCGUCGUCGACAUCUUUUAUAAAGAUACUCGAUGUUCCUUACUUUGAUCCAAAAGGGUUAAAGAUCACCCAGGAGGCGCUUGAGAAGGCCCUCUGCACCUCGGUUCAUGCUGAGGUCUUCGCAUAUCUGAGCACCAAGCCUCGGAUCGACCGCAACUCGGCGCACUCGACAUCGUGCACCGUAUACUGCAACAUCUGGGAUUCCCAGCAAGGAACCCAUGCCAAGAAGGCUUUAGGCCAACCGAUCUUCCUCGCUGGGCGAUCCUGUGCAAUCAGGCCUGCCGCGCGUCACACCGGGGUCCCGCUAUGCCAGCGCUGCUGGACAACUCAGCAUGUGGGAUGUUGCAAGGGCAACGCGAAAGCAAAACCCCCUGUGCCGCCCACCCCUCGCAACCAGCCCUGCCCCCAUAACGGCCGCUGUGUCAAUUGCCACAAGGACCCCGCUGCCAACUCAGCAUCGUGCAAGUUCUGGGCCCUAUCGUCAUGGCCGAUCGUGGUACGUGAGCAUGCUGCUCGCCGCCAACUUACUAACCCCCGAACCUAG
Messenger RNA from Cyclocybe aegerita, 1680 nucleotides. Lineage: Eukaryota; Fungi; Basidiomycota; Agaricomycetes; Agaricales; Hemipholiotaceae. The record is from the annotation of a GenBank genome assembly.